Molecule: messenger RNA, 1875 nt
Organism: Zalophus californianus (California sea lion)
Lineage: Eukaryota; Metazoa; Chordata; Mammalia; Carnivora; Otariidae
Product: peptidoglycan recognition protein 4-like
Biological process (GO): peptidoglycan catabolic process
Molecular function (GO): zinc ion binding; N-acetylmuramoyl-L-alanine amidase activity
Source: RefSeq, a predicted model, not a curated record
AUGGACCUGAACGUGACUCUGACCGAGAAACAGGCCUCCGUGCGCUGGAGCGAGUCCCAGACCAUUUUCGGAGUGAGACUCAGGCGGCGGCAGAAGGCAGAACACGGCCCCCCCGCUCGGCUCGUGAAGCCGGGCCUGCGGCCCCGCUUUGGCAUGCAAGACCGUUGCCCCGUGUGCGAGUGCAGGCCACAAAACAACCACCUGACUCGCAGGAACCACACUGGAGAGCAUCCUGGGUCCUGCCGGGACAGCCGUUGCGGAGGGUGGAAGCAUUCUGCCGUGUGCCUGCGGCCGUGCGCUGCCAGCGAAACCCAGACCAUUUUCGGAGACCGUUGCCCCGUGUGCGAGUGCAGGCCGCAAAACAACCACCUGACUCGCCGGAACCACACUGGAGAGCAUCCUGGGUCCUCCCGGGACAGCCGUUGCGGAGGGUGGAAGCAUUCUGCCGUGUGCCUGCGGCCGCGCGCUGCCAGCGAAACCCAGACCAUUUUCGGAGGCGAGAGAAACGGCUUCGCGCAGAGGCACCUCUCGCACCAGCUCCAGGGUCACGAAGCUGGCACUCUUCCGGCACGGGACCGUUGCCCCGUGUGCGAGUGCAGGCCGCAAAACAACCACCUGACUCGCAGGAACCACACUGGAGAGCAUCCUGGGUCCUGCCGGGACAGCCGUUGCGGAGGGUGGAAGCAUUCUGCCGUGUGCCUGCGGCCGUGCGCUGCCAGCGAGACCCAGACCAUUUUCGGAGACCACAUGAGGUUGCUGCUGUGGCUUUGUGUCUUGGCUCUUGGUCUUAGGGCCUGGGGUGAUUUCUCCUGGGAUGAAACACAAGCCAAAGAUGUAUCAGAGGGCUUUCAGGACCUGUUUGGCAACAUCUCUCAUCUCACUGAGAAAGGAAAACUCAGUCUCAAUGAUGUCUUCACAAUUGUUUCUCACAAGGAGUAGGGGGGGAGAGCUGUUGCCUGCAGAACCCCACUGACCAUGCCCGUGGAUUUCCUUGUCACGCACCAUGUCCCUGGACUGGAGUGUCACAACCAGACUAUGUGCAGUCAGAGGCUUUGGGAAUUGCGGGCCCAUCACAUGCACAACAACAGCUGGUGUGACAUGGCCUACAACUUCCUGGUUGGGGACGAUGGGAGGGUGUAUGAAGGUGUUGGCUGGAAUGUCCAAGGCAUGCACACCCAGGGCUACAACAUCUCCCUGGGCUUUGCUUUCUUUGGCACCAAGGAAGGCCACAGUCACAGCCCUGCUGCCCUGUCAGCCAUGGAGGGCCUGAUCUCCUAUGCUGUCCAGAAGGGCCACCUGUCACCCAAGUAUGUUCAGCCACUUCUCGUGAAAGGUGAGAACUGCCUACUCCCUCUUCAGAAGGCAAGUCCCAAGAAAGCUUUCUCCAACAUUAUCCCACGGUCUGCAUGGGAGGCCAGGGAGACCCAUUGCGCCAAGAUGAACCUCCUGGCUAAGUACGUCGUCAUCAUCCACACUGCUGGGAAAACCUGCAUCAUGUCUGAUGAGUGCUACUUGCUGGUCCAAGAUAUCCAGUCCUUCUUCAUAGACAGGUUGAACUCAUGUGACAUUGGGUAUAACUUCCUCGUGGGGCAGGAUGGUGUCAUUUAUGAAGGAGUGGGGUAGAAUGUCCAAGGCUCCCGUGCUCCUGGCUACAAUGACAUUGCCCUGAGCAUUGCCUUUAUGGGCACCUUCUUGGGUACCCCACCCAAUGCUGCAGCCUUGGAAGCAGCCCAGAACCUGAUCCAGUGUGCAGUGGACAAGGGAUAUUUAAUUCCCAACUACCUGCUGGUGGGGCACAGUGAUAUUGUCAACACCCUGUCUCCUGGACAAGCUUUGUACAACAUCAUUAAGGCUUGGCCUCAUUUCAAACACUGA